This is a messenger RNA of Trifolium pratense (red clover), 1481 nucleotides long. Its product is annotated as cleavage stimulating factor 64. Lineage: Eukaryota; Viridiplantae; Streptophyta; Magnoliopsida; Fabales; Fabaceae. The record is from RefSeq and is a predicted model, not a curated record. The transcript has 7 exons. Gene Ontology annotation, biological process: mRNA 3'-end processing. The coding region runs from base 183 to 1355 and encodes 390 amino acids.
ACUCAUAUUUAUAUAUUUCGUAAAAAAAAAAAAACUCAUAUUUAUAUAUAUCACUAUAAAUCAAAAUUGACGAUUAAAAAAAAUAAAAUUGAAUACCCAGAAUUCAUUUCGCAGGAGCUUAGGUUAGAAUAAAAAUUAGUUAGGAAGAAAGAAAGAAUCAGUUGUUUACCGUUGAGAGAUCAAUGGCCGGAAAACAGGUCAGCGGCGAGGGUUUAUCGGCGAACCUCGCCGGAAUGUCGAAGAAUCAACUUUACGAUAUAAUGUCUCAGAUGAAGAAUCUGAUUGAACAGAACCAGCAACAAGCCAGACAGAUCCUCAUCCAAAACCCUAUGUUGACCAAAGCACUUUUUCAGGCACAAAUUAUGCUUGGAAUGGUACAAUCACCUCAAGCGGUUCCAAAGGUUCAACCAGUAGCUCCUCAGAUCAACCAGCAACCAGUACAGCCAGCACAAAAGCCAAGCAUUCAACCUGCUCCAGUAUUGCCUGCACAAGGUGGCGUACAAGAUCAAGCAGGUGUAUCACAAAUUCCUCCCAGGAAACACCAAAAUCAGCCUUCUGUGCCAGUUUCAUAUGCUGCUGUUCCUGCAAUGAGUCAUCAAACUCAGCCGACGGCUGCACAUUCGUUGCAGAUGCCACAACAGCCUAAAGGACAUCUGACUCCCCAAGUGGCUCCGGCAGCUGUUCCACAAUCAUCACAACUCCCAAAGAUACCUCCACCUUCUGUUCAUUCAUCUUCACAGCCACUUCAUCCCACACAAAUGCCAACUGCCUCCAGUCAGACACAGCAACCUUUGCAGGCACCUGGAUUUCCACAUAUGCCUAUGCAACCACCACUGCCACCACAGCUCAGACCACCACCUUCAGUGCAAACCUUCCAUCCCCAAUAUCCCCCACAAACGGGUGCUAAUAUAGGUUUUCAACAUAGUGGUGCUUCCCACAAUCCCAUGUUUCAUCCAGGUACAAAACCUCCUAGUGUUGGAUCUACGUUCCCACUGGGGCAGGCACCACUACCAAACCAACAAUCAUCCCAGACACCUUAUCAGGUUGGAAAUAUGCCAUUCGGGUCUGAUUUUGGCAGUCAAGCUGGAAAUGCAAUGCAAAUCGAUAGAGGGUCUUCUUGGAUGCCUGGUCCCUCUGAGAAUCUAGCGCAGUAUUCUGGUCCUCCGGGACCAUCAUCUAUGGUUUCUAGUCAGACGGGUGUCACUAAUCAGCCUCCUCGUCCUCCUGCGUUGACACCAGAUAUGGAGAAGGCACUGCUUCAGCAGGUCAUGAGUCUCACACCAGAGCAGAUAAAUCUUCUGCCUCCAGAACAAAGAAAUCAAGUGCUGCAACUGCAGCUCAUGUUGCGUAAAUGACGCAAUCUAUAUCUAUAUAAUAUAGAUUUUAGAGACUUUUGUUAUGAACUUAUGAACAUUUGGAAUGAUGUCUAUGAAAUAUUGAUUAAUUAAGUUUAUUUUGUUCAUGUAUUAUUAUUUUAUUUA